This is a messenger RNA of Seminavis robusta, 3105 nucleotides long. The record is from the annotation of a GenBank genome assembly. Lineage: Eukaryota; Bacillariophyta; Bacillariophyceae; Naviculales; Naviculaceae.
GUCCCAGCGGUCAGCGGUACCCUCCAGAAUCCAGAUACCGGGUAGCCCCCAAGACAAAAGAGGUAAAGAGUAAAGAGGUAGCAACAUUUUUUCCGCCCACAGGGAAGGUUUCACGGAGAACAGCACUCACUCUUCGGCUCGACUCCGGUCCCCUUCAUCGAAACCUCAAGGACCCCGGUCCUCUUCAUCGAAACCCCAAGGGCACACAACCAUGCUAGGCCGGUACGAAUAACUUGUCUAGAGGUCCAAUUCCAAUGGAUAGGUCCAUUCACCCACGAGACACAGAUAUAUUAUGUGGAAAGUCCAGGAGCUGUGUGAACCACAUUGGCUCCAAACGGUACCGAGAAUACUUGGAUACCUAUCGUGGCAGGUAUGCUCAGGCGGCCAACAAGCACCACAAGAUGCUCCUGAUCAAGGAGAUAUACGAAAACCUGGUGCCAACAUGUCGGUUCCUUACGUUCAACAAGCAACGGAACCAAUGGGAGGAGUUGAGUGCCAACAAAGCCAGAGAUAAGAUUGGCCAUGCCUUGAGGCAUGCCAACGCCACCAGGGAAGAGCCAAUAGAUGAACCGGAUAUAGAAGCCAUAUCGUCUCGCAUGCACCCAGCACAUGUUGCCAUGCAAGAGGCCAGAAAAGGAGCUAGCAGUGGGGGGUCCAGUAAUUCUCCCCCACCUGAUGCAACGAUGCAGUCCAAAAUUGCGGCUGUGCAUCCUCCUGCUGCCGAGGCGAAACCACCACCGGUGGCGCAACAACUGGCACCGCCCAUGGGGGAUACCCAAGCAAAUUCAGUUGUCCCGAGUGAAGCUCAAAUGAGUGGUCUGACGGCAGCUACCACAGUAGUGCCUCCAUUUGCCUCCCAGCCGAUGACUGGAAUGAUACAUCCAUCGGCUCCGGGGGGAACACAGCAGCAAAAUUUUCAGCACUUGGCUAUCGCUUCGACACUGCAACAGCCAUUACCUGCUGUUGGCGACACAAAACAACCCGCAGUUGAAUCCAAAGCUGUGGUAGCUGGUCCGGCACGGGGAGCCACCGCUGUGUCGGCAACAACGGGAAACCAACCAACCGGUGCUGCAGCAGCAGGGACCCAACCAUCUGUUAAGCCAGCAGCUCAAUCCUCAGUGGAAAGCACCCAGUCGAAUAUUGGGUGGGUUAUUCCCCAUCCGCAGCAGGAAUGGCAACAUACUGUUAACCCAACAGUGGCGGCAAUGCCGCCCCCGGCCCCUUUGUUUCCUGGCGGUCAAACCUUGCCAGUUGCAUCCCUCCAGAAAGGACAACAUCUGACUGUUGAAACAUCGGGAGUAUUGCCAUCAGCAGCUUCAACCAAUACGGCGAGACAACUACCGUCUAUUCCGCCCGUGGCUCCAGGUCCGCAACAGGCACCAGUGGGACACCAGCAAAGACCACUUGGCAUGUUUUUCCCCUUGGAUAUGACGACACCCGGGACACAAGGCACCGCUGUCGCUGCAACAGCUCCUGCUGUUGGUGGAUCCACUACACCGAGUGAAAGUGAACGCACUGUAGUCCGGAAGCUGACAACUCGGCAGCCAGAAAGGGAGACUACAGAUUCAUCCGGGUCUUCCAUUGGUUCUUCUCUGACUGCAGGAGGACGUCCACCACCUUAUGGACCUCAUGUGGCGCAGCCCAAUCUUGGUUCGGCGACGCAAACUGUGGCGCCGCCAGGUCCAAAAGCAGCCGCAAUACAAGGAAAAGCUCCAGGUUCCUCUGAUGCUGGCUCUGGGUUGGAAAGGAUACUGACAGAACCUAUUCAGGAUUGGGACGAGAGCACCGAGACCAAGACCCCGUCACCGCCAGAGGCAGCAAAACAGUCCAAAGGGAGUUCCUCUGCAUCCUCGUCCUCGACCCAACCAACUCCAAAAACGCAGCAGCGGAAAAAGAAAUAACGAGAAAUACCCAGGACUUAACAAGACUUCGCCGCUAAGGUCCCCUUAACGGAAGCAAAGCCCCUCCAAGCUACCAGUACUAGUACAGAUUUCGAGCUCCUCCCUCCUCCCAUAAAAACCAUAGGCGAGAUAACUGAAGGUCUCCAUGGCGGCAAUCCAUCCAAUCAACAACAAAUUCAUCAAACACCCAUGCACACAACCUGCACUUUCGGUGGCUGCUACUCUUUGUGUUGGCACAGCUUCUUCACAGAAGAUGCCCUGUCUUCCGUGCCUUUUUAGGGCCUUUUUAAAUCUCUUGUCGCGCAGAUUCAAUUAGAGUUUGAGUGAAGCUUCCAUUUACACGGUUGCGGCCCUUUGGUUGGAAGCAGCAAGCUAGCAAGCAACAAAAGUCUUCGUUUUGGAUUGGACGAGGUCUUGACAUGUUUAUAUGGCUUGCUUCGCAGCCUUCCUGCGGUUGCCAUGGAGCCCCAUCCACGCCAUAGGCUCACAAAUGGGCAGAGGCCAUGGCGAUCAGGGCAACGUGACCUUGGAGGGUUUUCUAAACGACAACUCCGCCAUUUCCAUUUCAGGAUGACGGAGCUGCGGACGACGUGCCCAGAUAGUGCCAGAUAGGGAACCCAGUGCUUUGUGAUGGGAACAUGGUGCAAAGCAACAAGGAAAGGAAAACCUGAACGAGAGUGAUUCUCGCUGGUUGGACAGCCGAUGGCAUCCUCUCCUGCCACUUCAACCCCAUCCGUCAACGGUUUCUCGAGCUAGAGUGAGCGCCCAUACCCCACCUCUUUCUUUUGGCUGCAUCCUUGAUGGAUCGGACGAGACAAGCUUCAACCCGUCUAUAGUAACCUUCAUCAUCCUGGUCUAUGGACACCUUCGCAAGAAGAACCCAAAUGGUGGCGCCAACACAAACGAAGCGGCGUGCUGAAAAUCAAGCAUGGCAAAGGACGCAUCGCAUCUUUCCCACGGACAACGCUGCGCUACGAAGCUGGAUUCGAUUCAUCACUGCAUCAAGUUGCGGGCAUGGCAAACUUUCGAAAUAAUAAGCUACAACACUGCGACAAAUGUGACAACCAAGCUGGGUUUGAUACACUUCAAAAUAGCUAAAACAAUCAACAUCGAAUCCAGAGACGCAACGCAACACAGGUUGCAUGUCUUUUUAUUAGUUUCUUGAAAUAUAUAUCCAUGAAAUCACCAUACAAAGUCGUCAAAG